CUUGAGAGGCUUUACGUUUACCCUCUCUUUCGCUUUCUCUCUCUCUCUCUCUCUCUCCCCUCUUGAUCAAUAUUUAUACGCCACCAUUUCUUUGGUUUGCCUUUUUUUUUUCUUUUUCUAAAUACCCUCUCCUUUCUUCCCCCAUACAGUACGUCGACCGAGAAUAAUGACAGCAAGUGAAAUAUUGUUACCUAGCAUCGCCAUGGGCCCUUCACAACAACAACAACACACCGCCGCCGCCUCAGUAAUGAAUGGCCAUGGACCUGAAGCCGAAUAUAUCGCUGUCGACCGAAGUGAUCAGGGUUUUACGUUUAGUCCUGCACAAGAAGCCUUAUUUGAAGAACAAGAAUCGCUUGCCAUUGUGCAGGAACUGACAGCUUCUUCGGAAUGGCAUGAAGUUAAAGCUUAUGGUCACAUGUCAGAUACGGCCCGGGAAGUUUCUUUGACAGCUACGACACUGCGCGGUGAUGGCAAGAUCGCUUUGCGACCUUUAAAGUUUUUCAACCAUGACAAGACGGAAUGUGUCAUUGUCAUGCAUCUUGGUCGUAAUUUGUGCGGACAUGCUGGAAUUAUCCACGGCGGCAUGCUGGGAACGUUACUCGACGAACAUUUGGCCUAUGUUUCACUUCCUAGUCUGCCAAAUUAUACGGGUUUCACAGCGAAUUUGUCGGUUGAUUACCGUAAACCAUGCAAGGCUGACCAGUGGGUUGUCAUCCGUGGAAAACUCGAUCGGGUCGAAGGCCGCAAGGCGUAUGCCCAUGCGCGAGUGGAAACGGCCAUUGACCACACGCUGUUGACUGAAGCAACUGCAUUGUACAUCAGUCCUCGCACUGCUGGUCCUUUGAAAGAAGGUCAGCCGUAGUGGCUAGCCUGUCAAAAAGCUCACCGUGUAUUUUGUGCAUUAGAAUCAAUCAUCAUCCAUCCCAUAUAGACAAUAAAUUAUUCCCCAUAAUCACAACAAAACUGCGGAUGAGCGUAGGAGAGCCAGCGUUAGAUAACAGAGUUGAUUGUCAUAGGGGGGGGGGCA
Zychaea mexicana is the source of this 1027-nucleotide messenger RNA. Its product is annotated as HotDog domain-containing protein. The record is from RefSeq and is a predicted model, not a curated record. Lineage: Eukaryota; Fungi; Mucoromycota; Mucoromycetes; Mucorales; Lichtheimiaceae. The coding region runs from base 167 to 862 and encodes 231 amino acids. The transcript has 3 exons.